Molecule: messenger RNA, 6144 nt
Organism: Suricata suricatta (meerkat)
Lineage: Eukaryota; Metazoa; Chordata; Mammalia; Carnivora; Herpestidae
Gene: NAB1
Product: NGFI-A binding protein 1
Exons: 9
Coding region: 223-1773 (516 amino acids)
Biological process (GO): negative regulation of DNA-templated transcription
Cellular component (GO): nucleus
Molecular function (GO): transcription factor binding; transcription coregulator activity
Source: RefSeq, a predicted model, not a curated record
UGGUUUGUUUACUUUACAAAAAUGUUGCACUCAGGCUUAAUUUUUGUCCUGGGUACCCUCUCGUUCCGAAUGUAGUUUUCUUUUUAAAAGCGGAAGGAGAGUUUUGUUUGGAAGUGGCUUACAGAAACUUGGCACCGAGGUGCAGGCAGGGAAGCGAGAGACUCGUGCUCGCUAAGGCCGAGCGUGGAAUCUGCAAACACAUGUGGGACAUAGAAGCCUUGGAUGCAGAGGUUAAGUUCAUCCACAGUAAUGGCCACGGCCUUACCCAGGACCCUGGGGGAGCUGCAGCUGUAUAGAAUACUACAAAAAGCCAAUCUGCUUUCUUACUUUGAUGCCUUUAUUCAACAAGGUGGUGACGAUGUCCAGCAACUCUGUGAAGCUGGAGAAGAGGAAUUCUUGGAGAUCAUGGCACUUGUGGGCAUGGCUAGCAAACCCCUUCAUGUCAGAAGGCUACAGAAAGCUUUGAGAGACUGGGUUACAAACCCUGGCCUCUUCAAUCAGCCACUGACUUCCCUGCCGGUCAGUAGCAUACCCAUCUAUAAGUUACCGGAGGGAUCACCCACGUGGCUGGGGAUAUCCUGCAACAGUUAUGAGAGGAGUAGCAAUGCCCGGGAACCUCAUUUAAAAAUCCCCAAGUGCGCCGCCACCACCUGUGUGCAGAGCUUGGGACAGGGGAAAUCAGACGUGGUGGGGAGCUUAGUGCUGCAGGGUAUCGGGGAGUCCAGACUCUGGCAAGGCCACCACGCCAGCGAGAGCGAGCACAGCCUCUCCCCGGCCGACCUUGGCUCCCCCGCUUCCCCGAAGGAAAGCAGCGAGGCCCUGGACGCUGCGGCGGCGCUCUCAGUGGCCGAGUGCGUGGAGCGGAUGGCCCCCACGCUGCCGAAAAGUGACUUGAAUGAAGUGAGAGAGCUGCUGAAAACCAACAAGAAGUUGGCCAAAAUGAUCGGGCACAUCUUUGAGAUGAGUGACGAUGAUCCACACAAAGAGGAAGAAAUUCGAAAGUACAGUGCGAUAUAUGGCAGAUUUGACUCCAAGAGAAAGGACGGGAAACAUCUCACGCUUCAUGAGAGUGUUUUGUCAAGUAGCAACUCUGUAUGGGCAUUACUUAACACUUGGAUGAAAGAGUGGAAUUCACUUACUGUUAAUGAAGCAGCCGCUCAGCUGUGUGUGAAAGAUAACGCCCUGCUGACGAGAAGAGAUGAACUGUUUGCCCUGGCGAGGCAGAUUUCUCGAGAAGUCACCUACAAAUAUACCUACAGAACCACCAAGUCAAAAUGUGGAGAAAGAGAUGAAUUAUCCCCAAAGAGAAUUAAAGUAGAGGAUGGAUUUCCAGAUUUCCAGGAUUCCGUGCAGACACUCUUCCAGCAGGCUAAAGCGAAGAGUGAAGAACUUGCUGCUCUUAGUUCACAGCCUGAAAAGGUGAUGGCAAAGCAGAUGGAGUUCCUUUGCACCCCAGCUGGCUAUGAGAGACUGCAGCAUGCGGAGAGAAGGCUGUCCGCCGGCCUCUACAGGCAGGCAUCCGAGGAGCACAGCCCCAACGGCGUGGCUUCCGACAGCUCCGACGGACAAGGAGAAAGACCUUUGAAUCUCCGAAUGCCUAACUUACAGAACAGACAACCCCAUCAUUUUGUGGUGGAUGGAGAGCUGAGUAGACUUUAUUCCAGUGAGGCGAAGUCUCAGUCAGAGAGUCUUGGGAUUUUAAAAGACUACCCCCACUCAGCUUUUCCUUUAGAAAAGAAAGUCAUCAAAACAGAACCUGAAGAUUCAAGAUAGCUGUGAUUCUCCCACUGUUCUCUGGAAAUGGCAUUCAGUUUAAGGAUAAUGCUCCAUCAUAGAAAUAAGCCUUAAUAACCAACGUUGCCUCAUUCAGCUCAAACAGAUUUCAUAGCCAAAGCAUACGGAUUGAUACAAUAGUCGGUGGAAACCAGGAAGACAAAACAACAGCCACAAAAGAGAAAAUUGAGAGAAUGUUGCAAUCUGUAAUAGAAAUAUUGAUCCAUUCACAUUCCUGUGUAAGUCAUUUUACGUGGAAAAGCUUACAAAUUAAUAUUGUGAGCAUUCAUUAUUUAAGAAUGUACAAUGUAUUGUGUAAUUUAUAGAAGUAAAAGCUAGAUGCAGAGACCUGUUUGGUCCAAUAGAUAUGGAUACAGGUUUUUUUACUUGAAAUUUCACUGUCUACUUUUAAGUGUGUUUAGCAUAAAUACUAUUUGUUAGAGUUUAGAUCUUUGCAGUCAUUAAGAAAGUUUAAGUGAUGUAGUUUUUGGCUAGGUUGCAGUGACCUCGGAAAAAUGGAAAGCAAAUGGCUUAAUUUAAACCAAGGAAAAUAUUGUGUAUUUAAUAUUUGAUAAAACUGAUUUUGUUUAAUAGGAAAUGUGUCUUUUUUAGUAGUAAAAUGUCACUUUUGCUCACUUAAUCAGGCACAUUUACAAAAUUAAUAAAUACUAAAGUAAAGUUUAAAAAUGGGCACUAGAGUAGCAAAUAUCUUACUUAGUUUACUCAGACUGCAUUAUAUCAUUAUAACAAAAAUAUGAAGCUAUUACUUGGACAGAGUAUUUGAAACAAGUGAACUGAUGUGUAAAAGCCUUGACUUAAACAUUGCUGUUUAAGAAUGUGUUAAAUAGAUUAAGGCAUAGUAAGUUAACCCCAAAUGUGAUAAGGAUGGUGACUAUUAAAAAGGCUAUAAUAAGUAAUAGAGUAAGAACCUUUUUAUAUCCAGAAAUUCUUUAUGUUCUGGAUGGAGUCCCAGAAAGUAGGUGGCUCUCCGUGCGGAAUGUCUCCCCACCCAGACCGUAACAAGUGUGGACAAUCACUACAUCCACAUUUGCAGGCAUAAUUCUUGGGACGUUUAGUUGACACCUAUAUUCCUUACUUAUUUUACAGUUUGGGGACCUUUCAUAUUUGUGUCUGCAGUUUUUUUCUUAAAAUUCAUUUUAGCUUGAAAGUAUGUUUUAAUUCCUUCUCCCUAUUUAAUUAGUGGGCUGUGUGCAUAUUUAUGGGGAUGUGCUUAAAUGUUAAUAAUGUACUUGCAUACUUCAGAGAAUUUCACAUUGGAAUCCAUAGUUUAAAAAAAAACCAGAUACCAUUUCUACCAAUUUACAUUUUUUCUGUUGGUUUAAGAGAAGACAUUUGACUGCUUCACCUACUUCCUCUACAUUCAUCUAAACCCAGAUACUGCUGAGAACAGCAUACUGAGUUGGAAUAUGUGGGGGGGUUUUGUUUUUAAUUCUGCUCUAGGUCAUAAUUAUGUACAAAAUAGUCAGUCAACCUUUGUUAUACUAAAAUUCAUCAGCCAAAUGUUGGAUGAAGUGUCUGGACUGUAGUCUCUGAUCCCUGUCACAUAUAUAGUUGCUUUUUCAUUUUGAUAUGUAGAAUAGCUUUACAGUAGAAACACCAGUAAACAACUUUUAUACUAUUGAAAGGCUCUUUCCCCUACCUAAGUGUUUUAAUGGUACCAUAGUGUUUAACCCACUGAAGAAACUUUUUAUGGACCUUGCAACUUCGUUGCUAGCGUGAGGUUGAUUAUUGUGGUGGUAUUGUUCACUGUGUAGAAAUAGUAAGAGUACGAUUUAAAUAGAUUGUUCAGUUUUUAAUAUUAGCCAUAGAACUGGUUAGUAUCUCAGUAGUUUCAUGAAACGUUUCCUGUAUUCUAAUCUAUUUUGAGAAAUUUUGUGGGUUUUUUUUAAUUGUGUCUUACAGUUCAAGUUUGUAGAUUUUAAUAAGUGACAAUUUUUAAAGAUGCAGUAAUCUUCCAGUUAUAUUUAUCCAUCUUUCGUGGCCCCACAAACUGCAUCUUUAAAUCCGUAAGUAAGUUUCCUUAAGUAUCAUACUUUCCUGGUCUUUCAAGCCUAGUGAUAGGGGGAAGCACAAGAAAAAUUUCAGUAGAAUACAGUUUUUAUUUUGUAAACACUAAUGUAUUAAAUUUGCUAUACAUUGAAGCAAAUAAUAUAUAUUUUUAUUUGAAUUGUAUAUAUGAAUUGGAUGUUAUAAGUAGUUGAUUUUUUUCGUUGUGUUGGAGGUAUUUUCACUGAACAAGGUCAAUUGGUUACCUCAGUAUUACAGCCAAUAUAGUCCAAGGGACCAUUUCUCCCCAAGUCUGUGUUGUACUUUAUUAUGUGAAGUCUGCGUUUCUGUGACUCUUGGAUCUGUUGGUGAGGUGGGACGAGUGCGCUUGCUUCCUGUGGCAAUAAAGAUUUUCUGUGCCUCACACAUUUAUGUGGAUAGAACUCUCUGCACAGCACUUUUCACAGUAGGUAAUAUUAGCCUCCUCUGCCUCCCCUCCGUGAUUCUUUGGGCUGGACUCGGGUGUCAGGGGCCAGGGCCAGGACUUCUUUCUUUGAGUCAAAACUAAAUAUUAUUGUCUGCUAACUUCAUUUCUAGAAAGUUACUUGGCAAACAGGUACUCAUUUGACUCUGGUCUGUCAGGGAUGGGAUUUGGUUUAUAUUGUUCCCACUUAAAGAGAAGUUUACAAAAACAUUGUAAAAACGUGUCCCCCAUAUCUAACUAACUAAUAAAGGAGCAUUGGGAUUUAACGUUUAUGAUACACUGAUAUUUAUAGUGUUAUUGUGAUUUGGUCUCCUGUUACAGCUAAUUAUAUGAUAUUGAGCUAACCUGUGGUAGAAAAUUAGAAAAAGAAAAUUAGUGACGUUUUAAUUGAUGGGUUUGAUGGGUUAAUAAAGAGUUUCAUUGUGUCCCAACACUGUGUUAGAUGGUAGGGUGAGGAAGGAGGCCACAGAGGAAACAAAGACAUGAUUCUUGCCCUUUGUGAAUCCAGUACCUAGCUGAUUUGGAACUAAUACCACUCAGAUAAAAAUAAAAAUUGUAGUGUGUUACAGACUUGUGAUGAAUUAGGGGCUGACAUUUAUGUGUAUUCUGUGUUUAGUAGGCACUUCACAGGAGGAAAAAAGCAUAUUUAGUGAUUGAGAUGCAGAAGAGAUCAGCCAGGACUAGAAUAGUUAACAGAAGUCAGUGAGAUUCAAUCGAAAGUCAUAGUGGUAAUGCAUUUCACUUUGGGGCCACUUAAAAAAAAUUAGGGUUUUUUUGUUGUUGUUAGCUGAAUGACAGAUCUGCUUGCCAGCAUAGUAAUUCUUUUGACUGGCCCACUGGACCUGUCAAAAGGCAGGGGGAAAAUUGUGUUUUUUCUUGUCCUUAAUUAGCAAAACCACUUGGGCAAAAGCUUUAGGAUGUGGUGAUUAUGAGGUUAGUAGCACCUGGUGUACCUUUACAAUUAUGGUUGGCAGUAUUUAAAAACUUAAAACCUAAAUAAGCAUGCAAGGAAUUUUCUCACCUACUUGGUUACUCAAAUGUUAAAAAGUAUUGACAUGAUACCUCUUUUGCUUGUAUGCUUGUAAAUUCUCUUAUUGCACUGAGACUUCAAAAGAAAAUUAACCAAGGUAUUGACCUAAUGAAAUUGAGGAGGUCUGUCUCUUCUAGGAAAUGAAUUCGGUUAAGUAAACAGCUAAAGUUAGAAUUGAGUAAAUGAUUUGUGUUUGUAACAGCUUAGAGCAUAUAACCAAAUAUGGUGGCUGCUGUUUAACUAAAAACCACCUUAUGGUCCAGCUGUGUGCAUGGGUGUUGUUUCAGGGAAUCCAGGCUUAUUUAUUCAUUGUUAUCCGUGGGUGUCCUCAUAAAUGAGGUUCUCAAAUGGGCUUCCAAAAUUAAUAAAAGAAUGAUCCAGUGUUCAGAAAUUUAUUUUUAUUGUAAAUGUGUUUAAUCUUAAAAACCUUACUGUUAACUAUUUCCUUACUGAUUCUGUAAGAUGAUUCUUGUUUUACACAGAAGUAACCUAAAGCUAAGUGCGAGGGCCAGAGUUGUUCUUACGUUUUGAGUAUGCACUGGUUAAAGCUUUAAAACCUUUUCUCUGACCUCCAUUUCUACCGACGUAUAAAAUUUUUUUAAUUACCUUGAAGGUCUUUUUAUUUUGUGUGUGUGCAGAAAAAGCUAGUCGGAAAUUUAUUUUUUAAGUUCCAAGUGACAGGUCUUUAUCAGUUGAGCAAAUUUUAACAAUCACUUUUAAGGGAACAAUGAGUAACGAGUGGUUCUAUUUGCAGAAUUGGUUAACUAAGCUUCUCUCUUUAUUCUUUCCUAUCCUCCCUGUCUUUUAAAGGCCACAAAACUUUUAAGUAUUAAAACAACAUCCUUUUGAA